Messenger RNA from Gadus chalcogrammus (walleye pollock), 3293 nucleotides. It is a transcript of the gene rnf34b, whose product is annotated as ring finger protein 34b. The transcript has 8 exons. Gene Ontology annotation, biological process: negative regulation of extrinsic apoptotic signaling pathway via death domain receptors; protein K48-linked ubiquitination; proteasome-mediated ubiquitin-dependent protein catabolic process. Bases 124 to 1425 code for a protein of 433 amino acids. Gene Ontology annotation, cellular component: cytoplasm; plasma membrane. The record is from RefSeq and is a predicted model, not a curated record. Gene Ontology annotation, molecular function: ubiquitin protein ligase activity. NCBI's taxonomy places the organism in Eukaryota, Metazoa, Chordata, Actinopteri, Gadiformes, Gadidae.
UCAUGCCUCAUCUUUUUACACAGGGAGGUAGAGAGAGGGAAUACGUAAUGGUUUGAUUCCCUUUGCCCUUGCAAUGGUCGUCAUUCUGCUAUUACUUGGCAAAUUCCUCAACCGGGAGUUGCAAUGAAGGCGGGGGCGUCCUCGAUGUGGGCGUCAUGCUGUGGGUUGCUGAACGAGGUGAUGGGGACCGGGACGGUCCGGGCCCAGCCGCCGGGCUUCGGGGCCGGGGCCGGGCCCUUCCGCUUCGCCCCUAGCGCCGGGUACUCCACCUACCCCCCCACCAGCUCAGGGAGCGCGGGGCAGCUCUGCAAGGCCUGCGGACUGGCCUUCUCCGUCUUCAGACGCAAGCACAUCUGUUGCGACUGCAAGAAGAGCUUCUGCGCGCCGUGCUCGGUGCUGCAGGAGAACCUCCGCUGCUGCUCCACCUGCCACCUGCUGCGCAGCACGGCCUUCCAGCGGCCCCGCCUCAUGCGGCUGCGCGUCAAGGAGCUGCGGCAGUACCUGCUGCUGCGCAACAUCCCCACCGACACCUGCCGCGAGAAGCAGGACCUGGUGGACCUGGUGCUCUGCCACCAGGGGGCCGGAGACACGCCCGGACCCCUGGAGGAGGAGGACGAGGACGAGGAGGAGGAGGAGGCGGAGGAGUUGGCGGCGUUGGAGGAGGAGGAGGAGGAGGAGGCGCGGGAGUUGGAGGAGGAGCUUGAGGCGGUGCUUGAGGAGGUGCUUGAGGAGGAGGAGGAGGAGGAGGAGGAGGAGGAGGGGGAGCCGGGGGAGGUGGACAUGGACAGUGUGCGCUCGCUGCCCCCCUCGGUGCACGCCUCCCCGCCCCUGUCGGCCGUCCCGUCGGUGUCGGGGUCUCCCGGGAGGCUGAGCCCCAGCAGCAGCUAUGUGACGGCCAGCCAGGGGCACGGGAGCACUCCCACCGUUUCCCUGCUCAACCUGGAGGAGACUGAACACAUCAUGGAGGUGAGCCCGGCCACCCAGAGAAGGAUCCGGGCGUCGCUGUCCGACCUGGACACGGAGGAGGCCAUCGAGAUGCUGACGGUACGCCAGCUGAAGGAGAUCCUGGCCCGCAACUUCGUCAACUACUCGGGCUGCUGUGAGAAGUGGGAGCUGCUGGAGCGCGUCCACCGACUGUACAGAGAGAACCUGCAGAACAGGAAAUCCAUGGAGAAUGUCAGCAACCCUAUAACAGCAGUUGUAGCCUAUCCCCCAUCCAUCUGCAACAGUGGCGUUGGAGACGGCGUGCGCUCUCCGCUGGCGUCGGACGAGAACCUGUGUCGCAUCUGCAUGGACGCCGUCAUCGACUGCGUGCUGCUGGAGUGCGGUCACAUGGUCACGUGCACCAAGUGCGGCAAGCGCAUGAGCGAGUGCCCCAUCUGCAGGCAGUACGUGGUGCGCGCCGUGCACGUCUUCAAGUCCUAGGCCGACCGAGCACAAAACCCAUCCCCAAACGGGACAGAAACGGCCGCCGCUACCGCCGCCACGCCACGGCGUCGUCGGACCCCCCGGGGGUCACACGUUGAAGCCGUGAGCUGAUUGGUUAGAAUUAGCAUGUCCACUUGGUCCAACCCCAACCCCCCACACUUCCCUGAUCUCUUAGGGUUUGGGGCGGAUGAAACGAAAUUGCCUAAAGAUCAUCCCCUUGUUUUUUCUGAUUCCAAAUCUAUUCCCAGUUCCGCUCCCCCUCUACUCCAUUCCUACUGGCCGACACUGCAGUUGACUGUCAUUGGCUGCACUGGGACACUCCCACUUUUUGCUCGGCAGUCUCUGGAACAGUCGGACCUCACGCCACUGUACUGUGGAAGACGCAGCGCGGCGUUUGGGAUCUCACCUCUGUUGUUGUUCUAGAUGACACGUCCCCAUGGGACAAUUGAAGUGGAUCUGUUGUUGUUGUGCUUGUUGUUGUUGUUGUUGGCGAGGAGAAGAGGACAACGGUAUUCCCGUGGGUUGGAUGGAAGUGGACAUAGUUUACACGUUCAUGUCCACUCUGUGUGCCCCCUUCCCCCUCUGUGUUGUCCAAAUGUUUCAAUAUAAAAAACGGCGACGCACACUUGUGUGUGUGUUUCAAACUGUCAUGUGUCUAGACUUGAAUCACCAUGUACCCGGUGAGGGCCAAACUCCAUGCCUUCAGACAACUAACAUUUGUAGUUUCUUUGUACGUUUUCCGAUAUAUGCAUCUCAUGACCAGCAAGCACCAUAAGAUAGUUGAUAUGUGUUUAUAUUUAUUUUUAUUUAAACCCUUUGGAUUCAAUCUCGUCAAUUCCUUUUUUUCUAUAUGCUAUUGCUCAGUUAACUAUGUUUAUUAACGGUUAAUCUGGUUAAUUUAGCUUGAUUGCUUUACAUUGCGCUGUUGGUUCUCUUUCACAUUUUAUUUAUGAUCAGAUGCCCUGAUGUAAAAGCCUACGUUUUCUUUUUAUUAUUUUCAUUUACACCAAGCAAUGCCAUCGUACUCGAGGUGUCUAAAGUAUGUAAUCUGUUUGUGUUGUCCAUUCGUGUUUCCAAACUACUAUCGGUAUCAAAGUAGGUGCUUUUUAAAACUCCGUCUUCUGAGAUUAUGAAUUAUAUCUAUAUUAUAGUUUUUUUGUCAUGUUGUCGAGAUUGUCUCAUACUUUGAAAGAGGGGGGCAGAUUCCCCAACACCUGGUUUACGUUAACCUGUUUAUGCAAUUUUAAGAUUUGUUUUUGUCAUAAGAUCAAGUUUACUUAAAUGUUUUUUCAAAAAAAAUUCUAUUUAUGACUUGCGGCAUGUUGACAUAAGACCAAUGCUUAUUUCUGUUGAGUGAAUCGCAUUGGUAGAUCGGUGUUUACUGAUAAGUUAUUAAAUGUAUACGUUUUUUUUCCAAUUUUCUUCGGGAGACCUAUAACAUGUUUUUCCAAUGUUGAAUUAGCAUAGAAGAUAGAAGAAAGAAAAAAAGAAACAAGCAUCAGAAUGUAUUCCCCUGAGUUAGACGAGAUGGGUUUGUUGCCGUUAUGUCAUGCAUCGCAUUUUUUCUGAGGCGACAUCGGAAAAUUGCAUCAGAUGCUUUUUUCGUUUUCCCGUUAGUUCCGUUCCUAGUCCACUACAAAAGGUGACUACUUGUCCAACAACGCACAGUGUUAGCCUGACUGUCCCUGCUGCUGGUCCUCCAAGAUGUCACUCGUGGGCAGCUAUUACGCGGUGGAACAAACCUCAUCAGCACUGUCUCAUGCUCCAGGAUAUUUAUAUUUUGGAAGGUGGAACAUUUUAUUUUGUUAAAACGAGAAAAAAAAUGAUUUAUUAGAUUCAAAUAAUAAAUACAAUACUUAAAUCCA